Molecule: messenger RNA, 1568 nt
Organism: Labeo rohita (rohu)
Lineage: Eukaryota; Metazoa; Chordata; Actinopteri; Cypriniformes; Cyprinidae
Product: interferon-induced protein 44-like
Exons: 8
Coding region: 160-1563 (467 amino acids)
Molecular function (GO): GTP binding
Source: RefSeq, a predicted model, not a curated record
CCCGGGGGGGCGUAAAAUGCCCAGGUCUGGCCUAGAGUGAUAAGAUUCGUUUUCUAGGCUGUGUCGUUUGAGGAAAGAGAGAAGCUUGGCGUUACGCAUUCAGCUUUGGAUGUAAAAUACUAAAGCAGCGUUUCAUUAUUUCUUCAGAGAGAAAGGAGAAUGCGAAAGGCAAGGAUGAAUUCAGUCUUCGGGAUGCCCAUUUCUCACAACGCUCCACUCACUUCUAACUUAACAGAAGAGCAAAGAAAGCAGCUCUGUGCUUUGCUGGGGAAUGUGAAAUUGACUCUUCUCUACAAAGCUUCAGUUCAUGGAUAUCAAGCUUCUGCCUUCCAUCAGCGAUGUGACCGUCAGGGACCCACUUUACUUGUAGCCUACAACCGUUCAGGCUACAUCUUUGGUGGAUACACUAGUGUAGAUUAUGCUCAAAGCGGGCAGCAAAUUGUGGAUGAUAAGGCUUUCCUGUUCCAUUUUCAUGGUGGAACUCCUGUUUGCAUUGAAAUUAACAGUGGAUGUUAUGCACGCUCUGAUGGUGCUGGAAUGCCCACCUUUGGCCAACAGUUGUACUUUUGCUACAACAAUCAGCAAGCUGUUUACAAUCAAGGAGCGAAUGCAUUUCUUGGCCCAGGGAGUAAUGCAUUCACUUUUACUCCUGCCACACUAUACGGGAAUGACACUCAGCUGAGUGAAUGUGAGGUGUACAAAGUGGAACAGAACCCUCAGGUCAGUGCAGAUCAGAAGCCAUGGAGAAAUAUUCUGUGGACAGCUGAACGAAGAGCACAGCUCAUUGAAAUGAUCAGGAAUCAUAAACCCCUCCUGACGUCUGUGAGUCAAGUCAGAAUCCUAAUGAUUGGUCCUGUAGGUGCUGGAAAAUCCAGUUUCUUCAACUCCAUCAACUCCAUCUUCAUGGGCCGCAUUACCAGCAAAGCCAUUUCAGGAUCUGCAGGCACUAGUCUCACCACACAGUUUCGCACAUAUCCAGUGAAAGACGGUCGUCAGGGAAAGCCGUUGCCAUUUGUGUUGUGUGACACCAUGGGACUUGAGGAGCAAUCAGGUGCAGGACUGGAUAUUGAGGACAUCAGCAACAUUCUUCAAGGUCACAUACCAGACCGCUAUGCAUUCAACCCCACUGCACCAUUUAAACCUCAUGAGCGAAAGACCAGACCUGCAUCUCUACAGGAGAAGAUCCACUGUGUGGUGUACGUGAUAGACGCCACCAAAAUCUCCCUCAUGUCUGACAAACUACAGGAAAAACUUGCUUCCAUUUGCAGAAAGGUGAACUCACUGGGCAUUGCUCAGAUCGUCUUGAUGACAAAAGUAGAUGAAGCAUGCCCUCUAGUGGAGAAGGACCUUCAAAGCCUUUAUGUCAGUUCCUAUAUCAAGUCAAAGGUUCAGGAGGUGAGCUCUCGGUUGGGUGUGCCGGUGUCUUGUGUGUUACCGGUGAAGAACUACAGUCAGGAGCUGGAGCUGGAGCUCAACUGUGACGUCCUGCUUCUCACCGCUCUACAGCAGAUGCUCAACUUCGCAGACGACUAUCUGGAUGAUGUUGGUCCCGUGGAGGAUUAAGUUUU